Molecule: messenger RNA, 1579 nt
Organism: Salvelinus fontinalis (brook trout)
Lineage: Eukaryota; Metazoa; Chordata; Actinopteri; Salmoniformes; Salmonidae
Product: dynein axonemal light chain 4-like
Exons: 4
Coding region: 163-483 (106 amino acids)
Biological process (GO): microtubule-based process
Cellular component (GO): dynein complex
Molecular function (GO): dynein intermediate chain binding; dynein light intermediate chain binding
Source: RefSeq, a predicted model, not a curated record
CUUCUAAACCACCGAAGAAGACGCUCAGCUAAGUAGGCGGGUUUUUUAUUUUCCUGUUGAAGGGGAUCCGUUUGUUGCUAUGGUUGAAAAUGUCUCCUUAACAACCGGACUAAAAAUGGAGUGAACUUCGGUUGUAUUACCAAACGGUAUCUGUGGGGUGGAAUGGCAGAGACAGCAGAGAGCAAGAAAGAAGAUGCAGACUAUAAAAGGCUGCACAGCUUUCCUCUAAUCAGGCACACAGACAUGCCAGAGGAGAUGAGAGUGGAGACUAUGGAGCUCUGUGUCACAGCCUGCGAGAAGUUCGCCACCAAUAACGAGAGUGCAGCGAAGAUGAUCAAGGAGUCGAUGGAUAAGAAGUUUGGCAGCUCGUGGCACGUGGUGAUCGGCGAGGGCUUUGGCUUCGAGGUGACGCACGAGGUCAAGAACUUGCUCUACAUGUUCUUUGGAGGAAGCCUGGCCGUUUGUGUCUGGAAGUGCUCCUAGCAUCAAUAACCACUCUAGAUCUAUAUAGCUGUCUGUCUAUCUACACUAUAUAUAUAUAUAUAUAUAUAUCCACUAUACUUUUGUAUAUAUAUAUAUAUAUAUAUAUAUAUAUAUAUAUAUAUAUAUAUAUAUAUAUAUAUAUAUAUAUAUAUAUACAAAAGUAUAGUGGAUAUAUAUAUAUAUACAAAAGUAUAGUGGAUUCGGCUAUUUCAGCCACACCCUCUGACAGGUGUAUAAAAUCAAGCACACAGCCAUGCAAUCUCUAUAGACAAGCAUUGGCAGUAGAAUGGCCUUACUGAAGAGCUCAGUGACUUUCAACGUGGCACCGUCAUAGGAUGCCACCUUUCCAGCAAGUUAGUUCAUCAAAUUUCUGACCUGCUAGAGCUGCUCCGGUCAACUGUAUGUGCUGUUAUUGUGAAGUGGAAACGUCUAGGAGCAACAAUGGCUCAGCAGCGCAGUGGUAGGCCACACAAGCUCACAGAACGGGACCGCCGAGGGCUGAUGCGCGUAGAGUGUAAAAAUCGUCUGUCCUCAGUUGCAACACUCACUACUAUCUAUCUCUCCAUGGAUUAUCUCUCUCUUUCUGUCGGUUAGCUUUCUCUUUCUUAUUCUCUCCCGUCUGAAUUGAUUUGCCGUAUCCUGUCCAAUUUGACCUGUUCUUAAAAUGCUGUGUGUGAAUUCACUUCGACACAAAUUAAAUGCAGCCAGGGUCUCCAAUACCGUUAUCCCUGUGUGUGUGUGUGUGUGUGUGUGUGUGUGUGUGUGUGUGUGUGUGUGUGUGUGUGUGUGUGUGAGACACAGUCUUCUCAUUCACUCCAUUCAAUAUGUUUUAGUAUUUUAUAUUUGUAAGUAUGUGUAAAUACUUUGAUGCAGAUUCGAUUUUUUGUAUUUUUCUGUUUUUUUAUAAUGCUAUGUCUGAUUGUUAGGUGAAGAGGACAGAAACAACAGACCAGACCAAUACAGAUACAGUACAUAGAACUGUUAUUGACAAACAAUUUGUUAGUAUUUGUAGCUGACAGGUUGAUACUGGCAAUGUGAUUGGUUUUCUGUUUGAAAUGAACUGAUUGUGAAAUUAAACCUGAAUUGUACUGAGAAA